Pararge aegeria (speckled wood butterfly) is the source of this 8546-nucleotide messenger RNA. It is a transcript of the gene d4, whose product is annotated as zinc finger protein ubi-d4 A-like. NCBI's taxonomy places the organism in Eukaryota, Metazoa, Arthropoda, Insecta, Lepidoptera, Nymphalidae. Gene Ontology annotation, cellular component: nucleus; nBAF complex. The record is from RefSeq and is a predicted model, not a curated record. Gene Ontology annotation, biological process: nervous system development. Bases 15 to 1508 code for a protein of 497 amino acids. The transcript has 12 exons.
GUCCCAAUAAUAAAAUGGCGGCCGCAGAGAUCCAAGUUGUAAAUCAAGCAAAUUUGGCUAAAAUAGAAAGUUUUCUUAAUGAUCCGGGCUACAAAGAGAUUAUUGAGAACUCUUCAACAUUCAAUUCGCGACUAUGCGCCGAAAGGAGAAUGCGGAUGCCUUUUAUCGACACCCAAACGGGUGUUGCACAGAGCCAUUCCAAUUUAUUUAUGACCAGAAAACAGAGAAUGCCUGGGGCAAGAGAGGGACAGGUCUACACAUAUCCAUCACAAAGGUGGAGGAAAACUCGCAGACAAUACCUUACAAUGGCUUCCACAAGAUGGGGCUGGAACACCUUGGAUGCAGCUGAGAACACUGGUGAUGGUGAAAAUAGCUCAGGUCUACCUGAUGGAUUAGUUGGCGAUGAGAGUCGGGAUGGAUCUCAGAGUGCAGUUAAAGAUGACCCCAAGGAAUGGUUCUACGAUGAGCUAGCGAUAGAAGAAAUGGAAACCGGCGAGGAACCAGAUCCAGAAUCGGACGAAGAUUACUAUGACGACACAUAUGCAAAUAGACGUAAAAGACGCGGUGUUGCGCCCACGGGACCGGGUUCCCGCGGGGGGAGAACGAGGAAGUCACAGCCCGAUGAUACUCCAGUUAAACGGGGAAGAGCGGGGCGUGGUCGGAAACGCGCAGGCGCACCGACCCUCCUCCCUUACGAAGUGGCCGGCGACGCGGAGAAACCCUUCGGAUGCGAACUGUGUGGUGCAAAGUACAAAACACGUGCGGGCCUGAUCUACCACUUCAACCACACGCAUAAAGACGGCGCGACACCAAGCGUGCCCCCGGCCCCAGGAAGCGAUAACGAUUCGCGCGACAGUCGCGCUGCGCAUUCCCCUCCCGCUUCGACGCAACCCGCGACAGAGUAUCAAGACAGCUACGUGACAUUUCUGAACAAUCCUGCUGUAGGAGCCACUGCAGCAGCAGCAGCACAAACUCCAACGCCUCCUGUACGUAAACCCUCGCCGCCUCCUCGACCAGCUUCCGCGGAUACCUCAUCGUCAGACUCUGCGCACACUCCGCUGGUGGCGCCGGGCACGGCCGCGGCCGCCGCCGCAGCCACCGUGGUCGUCGUCCCCACGACCAGCACGGUCACCGUGCCUGAGCUGAUGAAGGAGCCCGACACUAAGGCAACUCCGUCACCGUACUGCGACUUUUGCCUCGGCGACGAUCGCGAGAACAAAAAGACCGGUACCCCCGAAGAGUUAGUCAGCUGUUCCGACUGCGGACGAUCAGGUCAUCCCACGUGUCUGCAGUUCACCGUGAACAUGAUAGUGUCAGUGCGCAAGUACCGCUGGCAGUGCAUAGAGUGCAAGUGCUGUUCCGUGUGCGGCACCAGCGACAACGAUGACCAGCUGUUGUUCUGCGAUGACUGCGACCGCGGCUACCACAUGUACUGCUUGGCGCCACCGCUGGACACACCGCCAGAAGGGUCCUGGUCUUGCGCUUUGUGCAUCAAGGAGUUCCACUGAAUAUUAUGAAUAUUGAAAAUGUGUUUCAGCAUAGCUGUUUACGUAAACACGACCUAAUCCGGCGUUUUUCUUAAAUGAGUGUAUAGACGAUGUUGCCAUAGAUUAUAGAGUAAUAGCAUAGAGUCGAAUGUGGAUUUUAUUUUUUGAUGAUAUUUUUUUUAAUGUUAUUGCUUUUAUUUCACUGUAUUUUUACUUUAGUUAUAUACGUAAUAGACUGUUGAAAUUUAGAAAAUACAAAGUCAGUGAUGAAAGCCCAAAUGAUAAAAAGUUUCAAGUUAUGUAUAUCGUACUCUCCAUGUUUUCUACCUUGUCUUAUCAUGUAAACAAUCUUUUAAUUGCAAAAGCAAGUGCGAUAAAAUUAAUAAAAAAGAACACAAUAAAAAGAGCCGUUCUUUAUAUAAGUGGGUUUUUAUAAUUUUCUCAACAAUUUGAAAAUAAACCUUGCUCUAAUAAGACAUAAAAAUAUUGUUUAUUUUAUAAGACAAGAAAGAAAAAAUAGACUUUCGUGGUUGGCAGUGUUUUGAUAUGCAAAGCAGAGGAUUUUUUUUAAAGUCCAUUCUAAAUAGUCUAGUUCAACAGAUAAAUUAUGGCCUAUUUCCAGAAAACCUGCAAUAGUUUUUAGUGCAAAUUUCCUUGAAUCCACAUUCGACGCCCUAAUUAUUGUAUUAAAAAUUUCGCGUACUCAAAUUGUAAUGAAGAAAUUACGUCUAUCUAUGUAUAGUUCUUUCUACCUCUACCGGUGCUUAAUUUAGCUGUUUUUUUUUAUUCCUAAAUUCGCGAAAACUGCUUUAUGUAUUAUGUAGAAUUUCAAAAAAAAACCUCUUCUUUAGAAUCUGCAUUUCAAUUAACUUCGUAUUAAUAUCUUCAAAUUACAGUAAUAUCAAUUUUAUAAGUUACACUGAUAUAUAUGCGCAGGUGAUAUUGGUCUAUAUUUCAGCCAAUCAUAACGCAUCAAAUUCACAUCUGCAUCUGCUAUUGGUUGUUAAAUUGUGCUAUCCAUGAGUGAGAUAGCAUGAGACUCUUGUUAUGUAUUUGGGAUCUAAACGUAAAGCACAAUGGUUAUUUUGCAUUGUUCAGUCAGUGUUAGAUAAUUCCUUUGUGAUGCAUUAUAAGCAAAAGGUUACCGACUUUUAUGAUAGAACGAUUUAAAUGAUGACGAAUAUUUAUAACAAAUACUAGCUGUGCUCGCGGUUGCGUCCGUAUGUAUUGUUAUGUAGCCGUACCUUUAAUAAAAGUUUUUUUUAAUUCUCGCAUUUAAGAAAAUUCUUUAUCAGUCUUUAGGAUGUAUUCUAUCUCUAUACUACAUAAAGUUGGUUGAGCAGUUAUGGCAAACGUGGUAAUAUCUACGACAAAAGAAAUGUUUUUUUUUAAUCCCUUUGGAACGGUUUAUUUUUCGGGGAUAAAAAGUAUUCCAGAAUACGAUCCCCUGAGAAAGGGUAGCACUAGACAUGGGUUAUGUCAGAGAACUGUAAAUUGUGAAAAAAAAUAUUGAUGUAACUUAUAAAACUUGUAAUGAUAUACCAAAUACGGUCUGCCGCUUUAGUUUUUCGUCAAAAUGUUACGUGUUGCGUGUUAAGUCGACCGGAGUCUUAAUGUGCUUCUUCGGUAUCUUAACUGCAUACCAUAAUAACGUGUAAAUUUAACUAUACAUUUUAGUUAUUAUUUUAAUUAUUAUGUCCAAUAAAGUUAUAGAAAUUUUCAUUACAAGACACUAGAAAUGUUUUUUAGCACUUUAAGUAUAGGAAGCCCUUGCCGACAAACGACGACAGCUCUUAACGGCCGUACCACUAGGCGUAUACGCGAGUCUGUACAUUUCUGUUCAAAGCGACACACUAGUUGUUUUAGAGAGUAAAGCCCGUUUUCACUGAACCUAGGAAACGAUUAAAUCGAAUGUCUUAUGAUUUGGGUAAUAUGAAAAAAUAAAAAAACAUUUCGCCGCCAAUUCUUAGAUUACGAUAUAAGGCGCCAUGUUGUUACGAAACCAAUUCUGCGGUGCGUUAUGUUAAGGGAACUUGUAAAAUGACAAUUGACAGAUGAAAAAAAUAAAUUAAUUUUUUAAUAACCUUAAAUCAAUACGAAAAUGAAAAAUAUGAAAAUACGAACAUCAAACACCACACCUUAUGGUAAAAAUCAUAGACUAGUUAGGUUUAAUGAGUUGCCUGGUAAAAAACGAUUGGUGAACUUGUAAACUGACACUUGACAGAUGAAAAAAAUAAAUUAAUUUUUUUUAAUUACCUUAAAUCCAUACGAAAAUGAAAAAUAUGAUAAUACGAACAUCAAAUACCACACCUUAUGGUAAAAAUCAUAGACUAAAGAGUUAGGUUAAAUGAGUUGCCUGGUAAAAAACGAUUGGUGAAAGGUUACUAUAGUCGAUAACUGUUGAACAGUUAUCGACUAUAGUACGUCGUACGUCUUGUUUAAAUUAGAGUGCUCAAAGUCUCGUUCGCGGCGACAUAGUUACGCGUUCAUAACUUUUCUAGUGUCUUGUUUCUAAGAUUUCAUAAAAUAUAUCAAAUAUGAACAAAACUAAGUAAAGUACACCACCAAAUAACUUGUGAAUAUUUUUACAAAGUUUCACUCGAUGUAAAACAUUGUUAGAAAACAUUUAUUUUAUGUUUAAAAGCCACUUUUUCACUUUUAUACAUUUUUACGUUUAUUAGAUACAUUUGUAGUGGAAUUAAAGAAAGGAGGAAGUUCUUUGUUCCGGUUCUUGGUUUAUUUUGUUCUUUGCCUCAGAUCUUCGUCGUUUACAAACCGAUUAGAAAAAUUGAUCUUUUGUUUAAAAGGACUUCUAAGGUCCCAUUGAUAACGAUCUUUUGGUGGGCUCCUGGAGAAAUUGAUGGAGUUUUUUUACUAUUAUACAGUACCUAUAGAGAUUGGGGUAUUUUUAAAACUGUGGUUUAGCGUUGGAUUUUUUUCAAUAAACGUAGGUACGUCGCAUAUUAUCUUUUCAAAUCGGAGUAUUAUUUCCUGACUUUAAAUAAAAUACUCUUCUUUAUAAUAUGAAAUAUUAGCAUAGAUUAUGCAAUAUAUACAUAUGUAUUUAUGGCGGCAUAUUUACUAAGGCUUUGUAUAACCAAAAUGUCCCCUGACACGUUCAUUCGAAAAACUUCGACAUCAUUUUUACACGCAAACAAUAAAAAAAAACCAAUAUAAUAAAAUAAAUAUAAAAUCAUGGCAUGGGAUGGCAUGAUAAAUGCCCGAAUUGUGGUUCAUUAGUGAUGGUAAAUACAAUUUUGUCAAUAAAUAAUAAAAAGGCCAUAAUAUUUGUACACUAGUGUAUACGUGGCUUUGGUUUAUACCACUUCACGACUAAGCAUUCCAGAUUGAAGAACUAAUAUGAGAAAUAAAAUAUUAUUUCAUGAUUUUUUUUUUGAUAUGGCACGUCGCUUUUUAUAUGAUUUAAACAUUGUCAAGUGUAGAUAUUCUGAAUUAAAAUUGCGCAUCCCUAUAAUCGAUAUCAAAAGAAGCAUACUUAUAUUUCCACACAAACUAAUUCAAAACGCGGCGCGGCGUUGUAGCGCGUUAUUCCCCCCUCCCCCUCCUGCGUAUCAGAAUUAACCCGAGUUAUUAUCCUGAUAUAAAUUUAACAGUGUUGAACAGUUUUAAUGUCUCUACAUUUGUGAAUAUUGUAAAAUGGGUACUAUGUUCAUUGCAUAAUAGUUGUUAAGGAGGCAUCGUUACAUUUUAUUUUAUGCUUCCCCGAAUAUGGAAAACAGCUGAACAAAAAAAUUACCGAGCUCUUUAAUAAUCUUUUUUUUUUUUUUUUUUAAAUAGUGCCUUUUAUGAAUUGUUUAUAUCUGUGGGCAAUUGCAAUCUUGUAUGAGCGACCGAUCAAAAUUUAUGCAUAAAACAAUACUCAAAAAAGUUUGUAUGCAGCAUGUUUCCAAACAGCUGUGCACGAUUUUUUCUUAUCAAAAAAAAUUAUAACAAAAGGUAAACUUAUUUUUUUUUUCCUCUUCAUUGGAUGGUUCGUUGACAGAUAAUAAUUGUGAUAGCAAGGUAUAUGCGCUGGUUUCUCGUUUUUCAUUUUCGCAGGAGAAUAAAAAAUAUAAUAGCAACUGUCGAUGCCAAGCUGCAAAAAUUAUAGGUCUUACAUAAAUAUGUAAUGCUAUAACAUAAUAUCAAAGUAUAGCUUUUACUAAGUUUAGAAACGAAAGUACUCGCUGGGAAACCGGCAACGAGUACGUUCUCCAUUUUUUUUUUACCAAAAUGGCGAAUGUGUACACAUUUCCGAACUUAAUGAUAGCUUAUCUGUUGUAAUAUUGACGCUUAUUCCUUUGGAUAUAAACGCUAAACUAAAUAGGCCGGGCUAAAAAACAUGCCUUCCUUUUGCACAGAUAACAAUAUUAAUAUACAGGCACUAAUUUUACCACAUGCCAAUUUAGUUUAGUCUUUAGGUAUCCAUCUGAAGUUUCAAGUGGCCGCUUGUACAUAAUGAAGCAUAUCUUAGCUUGACGUAACUCUUAGCAGAUACUUAUUUUGUAAACUACUAAUAUUAAACUAAACUCUCGAUUUAGACACCCUCUCGAUUUGUGGGUGCAAAUUGUUGUAUUAAGAUAAAAAGGUAACUAAUGAAUUAUGAUGUACAAUAGAGAGAGGUAUAAAACUGUGGAUAAAACAAGGUCAACUUUCUAUCGGAUCGAUGUUAUCUUAUAAGUACGAGAUAGUACUAAGUUACUUUGUUUUAUAUAUGCUUUUGUUCCUUUCUACUGUAAGGGGUCCUUCACAGUAUAAGAACUUUUUAUAUGACAUAUCGAAGGAAACUUCUUUAGUUAAAAAAAAACAAAAAGCUCUCUUUACCAAUCAUAUGACGUUAGAUUUCGCAUUGAAAUAAAACGUAAAUUAAGUUUAAAUCAAAUUUUAAUAAAAGAAUUACUUGUUACGUAUAAUGGUCCUUAAAGUUUGAAAAUCAAAUGAAACGCAAACAGGACCCAUUUUUUUAUGCCACAAACGUUUAAGAAAUAAAUAAUAGUUGGAUCUCUUAUACUAUUUAGGUAUGUAGUUUUUAUAACAGUACUAGGAAACCACCGUAUGCUUCCCCGAAUAUGGAUUAAUUGUAAUAAAAAUGGUCCUUACCGUUACAUGUCUUAAACAAACGAGACAAUAAUGCUUUGUUUUGGUAUCUUUUUUAACACGGGCCAGACAUCGGGUCAAAUUAAAAUAAAGAAAAAAAAUCUUACCAUGAUUACCUAUCUUGGCUUCGCAGGCUUUGCAUUAAUCGGACAUCUUGUUUGUCUUAUAAGAAAUUCUUAUAACGUGUUUGAACCCUGAAUAUGUCAGCUUGUUAGUUUCCAUAGUACGGUAGUUUUGUAAUUUUAUUUUUGUAUAUUUUUUUCUAUCGGCUUAGUAUAUAGUUAUUGAUUAUAUUGCAAAAUACAAAUGCUCGUAAAAAAUCACUUUUUAGUAUUUCCAAUUUAGGAUUUAAUUUAAGUCUUGUUUUAUUUUUUAAUUUACGUAGGUAUGCAAGACGAGAAUACUUUCUCGGGAUAAAAGUAUGCCAUGCAUUUAUCUAGAUGGUGGCUUGCUUGUGUAACAAAUACCCCGACGAAUCCAAAAAAAAUAUUCACAUAUUAUAAAUAUUUGUUUUAGUGCGAUGAAUUCCUGAUUACUUUGAUAUUUUUAAUGAAAUGAAUUUCUGUAAUUUUUUUUAUAGUAAACAUUUACGGAUGGAGCAGAUGGCCUGAUGGUACCAUCGCCUAUAAAUUAUUACGAAGUGUCGCCCUGUGUCCAUCAAACUACGGCGUAGGUGUCAAGCCUCAUGUACUCGUAAUUAAGCCGGCAACCACGCCCUGUAGAGCGGAACACAGAAAUGCUGCUAUGCGGCAGAAAUGAGUCAUAAAAAACUCAAUGAAGUUUAAAUAAAUUAGAAAAUCCAUAAAUAUUAUGCUCAAAACUGUUAUAUUCUCAUUUUUUUGUUUUCACAUUACGAGCAUUUGCGAUUUGCAAAGAUAGAAAGUGUUCUGUGGGAAGCAUUUUAGUAUUUAUUAUUUAAGAAGAAAAAAAAUCAUAAUGAGUAUUCGAGUAUCCUACGUCCUAUACUACUGUUACUCAAUUAAUAUAACAAUGUUAAUAAAUCAAUACAAUCGAAAUCAUCUAUUUUUCGAGUUUAGUGCACGCAAACAUAAGGAAUAUCUGUUUUUUUUUUAAAAUUAUAAUUUGCUUCGUACAGAACUGUGGGUAGGUGUAUAAAAUUCUGGUAAGUGAAGCUGUGAUCAGAUAAGGAGGUUGUGAUGGAUUUAGCGUGGGUUUACACUUUAAUGCUUUUUUUUAAAUCGUUAGUUUUAAGUGUAGCGAGAAUCCGAAUUUUGCUUUAAACGUUUCGAACAAUUAUAUUCCUGCCAGUCUCGAUAGCUUCUGUGUUACUUUAAGUAUCAUUUUGUAAUUGUCGCUUUUCGGCCGCACGUCACACCGAGGCGUAACCUAACAAAUUAAGUAAAGUAUAAGUGUAUUUUUAAACAACAUAGUUUUACGAGUAAAUAUGAAUAUAUUGAGGCCUAUACAACCCUUAGAAUAGAUUAAAAGUACAAAUAUUUCAGUUUUAUCAGUUUAUGAAUAAAAUGUAUUGUCUUUCAAAAUUGAGUUGGAAAUUGGUAUGGCUUUACUUAUUUCAGUACUUCAUCUCUGUUACCACCACAUUCUGACCGACAACCAAAAAAGGGAAUCUAUGAUGGAUCAGUUUUUUUUCGAAAUAACUGCCAAUCGAACAUUACACUACAUUUAUAAGCAGUAUAUAUUUCCAUAUCUAUUAAAAAAUUCUGAUGACUGAAUAACAAAAAACACAGAUGACGUCAUCGGCAUUGCUAUAAUGUACCUAAGCUUAGUUUAAAAUACUUAGUAGGUUUUAUAGGUACACGUCGAUCAUGAUUUUGUUACACAACGGUGUGAAGUGCGGCCAUGUUCGUUCGCUCGUGUUCGUUGCGCCCCUUUCCAGUACUUUAAUCGAAGUUGUUAGUUUUAAUUGUAAAUUAAGAUUUCCAACCCAUAUUGUGUCAUAACUAUAAGUGUGGUGACUUAACGAAUAAAUGUUAAAAUUUA